ACUUUAUAAUAAGGACCCAAAAAAAAAAGUGAUCGAGUGCACGGCUGAAAGAGAGGGAAAAACGGAACCCUCCCCACUCUCCAGAAUCACGGGGAGUAACUGUGACAAGAGGAAGGGGACACACAGAGAGAGAGAGAGGGAUAUGAGAGUAUAGGAGUCCUGGCUGGACUUUAUCACGUUCGUUUUCGGACUGCACCCACCCGACCGGAUCAAUAAGCACCGAUCAGUAAAGUGGACGCUGAUUAUUAGACUCGGUGGGAACUGUUCUGGGACCGUCCAGGAGAAGCAUGCGGCUCGGUUUACUCUUCAGGUUUUAUGUGCUGUGGGGUUUUGUGGUGGUGAUGUCAUCCGUGACCAAGACUGUUAAAAGGAAGGUGGCAGGCCGACGUUCCAGACAGACGUUUGAGUUGGAGCCAGUGGAGGGGGUGUGGUCUGUCUGGGGGGAGUGGUCAGAAUGUUCUCAGACCUGUGGUAUGGGCGUGUCACAGAGAAGCAGAACGUGUCUGCCUCCACCACCUCCUCAGACCCCUCCCAUCUCCCGCUCUCCCAUUAACUGGGGAGGUUAUCUGCCCAGAGGGGUCGGGGGUCCUGUCGUCUCAGCCAUGCGCCCAUAUUACCCUCCUCGUUACUCUGGGCAACACCCGCUUCAUCACUCCCAGCAGAUCUCAAGCAAUCCCAGCCCAGGAUUACCUCUCUAUCGGAAUUACCCCUCUGGGGAAAGUAGAAGUCCUGUACCAGGACAUGCAAAUCCAUCCCCUCCCUUUUACCAGCCAGACUUUUCUCAGGCUAAUCAAGAGCUUGUAUCUGUUUACCGAUCACCUUACAACUCUCCUGCGCAUGAUUAUAACCAGCCAGCACGGCUCAUUCGAAAACCAACCAAUCCAGGAACAGGGAGAGCUGGAGGAGGAGGAGGAGGAGGGAGCAGAAGAUCCGUCUCCACCAGACGGGAGGGGUUGCCUGCAAGGAGGUCUUCCACCAUCCGUCCAGGUCAGUUUGGUUAUGGCAGGGUUCCAUUUGCUCUGCCAUUACACCGUCCCAAUCGUCAGGCUCGCCACACAGAGAACGGUACCGACGCCGAACCAGCCUUACAGGCACCAGACCUUAACGGCGGUGACGAAGAUGCUGAAAAAAUAAUGCUAGAGGAGGAGGAGACAGGAAGUGAUGGAGAUGCAGAAAUUAGAGUCGAAGAGGAGAACCAAGUUGUGCAGGAGAGCACACCUCCUACUCCUCCUCCUUCUGAGAAGCUGCCCACAACUACCACCACUACCAGGAUGCCACUUCGACACGUGGACAGAGCAUCACAACAAGGAAGAGCGCGAGGGACGCUGCCAUCCACUUUCUCCUCACGCUACUCCACUAGUCGAUCCAACCAUUGGCUGUUUGACUGGCGCACUGCCACUGCACCGCCUCCUCCAAUAUCUCCGCUCUCUCUCCCUAACACCGCUGCCAUCACUUCACAGUUUUCCUCCCCUCUGCAUCACUACAACUCAGUUCACAGGCAGACUGACCUCCAGCCAAACUUCAGCGUCCAGUCACCUCCCUCUGUGCCUAGGUCCCACCAUGGAAACAUCUACUCACUGCAGCAUGCCCACAGCCCACAUAUGGGGGUGGAGUUAGGCAGAGAGGCGGGAAGAGGAUCUCCCCACAAUUACAGGUGUUCUGGGCUGGAGAAGGGGUUCCGCCGGUGCUUCUCACAGCAGUGUGGAGGAAGUACAUCAGACUCCAGAGCCGAACAGUGUGCUGCUUUCAACACCCAGGAGUUCAUGGGUCGACUCUAUAACUGGGAGCCUUUUAAUGAAGUGGGUUUGGAUAAGCAGUGCGAGCUAACCUGCAGACCCGUCGGCUAUCGCUUUUACGUACGCCAGGCCGAGCGUGUGAGAGACGGAACCCCCUGCUUCAACAUCAGCACAAACGAUGUGUGUGUUGAAGGACAUUGUCUGUCGGAGGGUUGUGAUGGGGUCCUUGGGUCAGGUUCUGUGAUUGACAAGUGUGGUGUGUGCGAUGGGAGGGACAGCUCCUGUCGAAAAGUGGUGGGAAGCUUCCAGAAUUCCACCGUGCCGCUUGGUUACCACAGAAUCCUGGACAUCCCAUCUGGAGCUACAUUUAUUAACAUUACAGAGAGACGAGCCAGCCCGAACUACCUGGCCAUGAGGAGUGGCACAGGGGCUUCAGUGGUCAAUGGACGUUGGGCUGUGGACCCUCCAGGGGAAUAUCAUGCAGGGGGGACAACCUUCACUUACAAACGACCUCGAGCACAGGCGGAGGGAGAAGAAAACAAAGGAGAGUCCCUCAGUGCCCCGGGACCCACCACCACACAGCUACAGUUAUAUAUCAUUUUCCACCAGCAGAACCCGGGCAUUGACUAUGAGUUCUACAUCCCUGUGGAAAAGCCAGAAGCAGAGACGGAGUGGCUGACGGACAGAGAGGGGGAGGUGCCCAGGGAGUGGCCACGGGAGCGAGAGGCGCCAAGGGCACCUCUUCGUAGUCCUCUCACUGUGUCCAUGGAAGACCCCCUUCCUGCUUCACCUCCUCUUUCUGUCCCUUCAUUUCCUUCGUCCUCCUCUGUGUUUUCCCCUCCCAUCUCAGACAGAUGGAUACCUGAGAGGUCACGUCCUCGAGGUUCGGCGCCUAAUCGGAAUGCUCGCAUUCCACCUCGCACUGACCUGCCGCUUGACACUCAGCCGCCGUUUGUGUGGAGGAGAGGCGGGUUCACAGAGUGCUCCGCUUCCUGCGGCAAAGGUUUUCAGCAUCGAGUGAUUCUGUGUAUUAACCGCCACACCAACGAGGAAGUCCCUGAGAGGAACUGUGACUCUGCAGCCAAACCCGUCCCCGAGGAGGAGCCUUGUAACACACAUCCCUGCCCACCAUUCUGGGAGGCCAGCGCAUGGUCGGAGUGCAGCGUGUCCUGUGGACCUGGAGUACAGCAGCGGCAGCUGCAGUGCAGGCAGAGCUUUGGGAAUCGCUCUACCAUGGUGCACCCACAGCGCUGUGCCAGCCUCACACCACCAGCGUCUACACAAGCAUGCCAAGUCCAACUCUGCUCCCACUGGGAGAUUAGCUCCGACUGGAGCACAUGCUCAGUGGACUGUGGAGUAGGUAAGAGGAUGAGGAGUGUGCGCUGCAUCAGCGAGCAAGGCAGCGUGAUGAAUGACAAAGAGUGUAACUCCCGGUUGCGACCGCAAGGAAGUGAAGAAUGCAACAUGGGGCCUUGUGUGACCAACUGGUACUUCACUGACUGGUCGAGCACUCAGUGUUCGGCGCAGUGUGGCCCCGGCGUGCAGAAGAGGGAGGUGGUGUGUCUGACCCCAGGAGAAGUCAGAGGAGGGGAAGACUGCACCGGAGAAAAACCAGCAGAGAUGAAAGCGUGUAACGGGGGUCCGUGUGUGGCAACAACCAUGUGGUACAGCAGCCCGUGGACACAGUGCAACGUCCGCUGUGGGAAUGGAACUCAGCGACGAGAAAUCAUCUGUGUGCAAAAGAUGGGAAACGACGUCACUGUCGUAGCCGCCACUGAGUGUGCUCAUCUGGACAAACCCGCCGCAGUGCAGGAGUGCGAGAUGCUCGAGUGUCAACCACAGUGGUUCACGACAGAAUGGAGUGCGUGCUCUCGUUCUUGUGGAAGGGGUUUACAGAUGAGGGAGGUGAGGUGUCUCAGACCUGACAAAAGUCACAGCCCUGAAUGUGACCCCACCACCAAACCUGAACAAGAGCAAAUCUGCAACCCGUUUCCCUGCAGUCUACAAGUCACAGAUGAAAACUGCCGGGACAGACGUCAGAACUGCAUGAUGGUGGUGCAGGCCAGGCUGUGCGUCUACUCCUACUACAAGUCUGCCUGCUGCGUGUCAUGUACCCAGAGUGCUCAACGUGCCAAGAGACACUGAUCAGCCAAUCACAACACAAGGAGUCGAGCAUUAAUUA
Molecule: messenger RNA, 3918 nt
Organism: Thalassophryne amazonica
Lineage: Eukaryota; Metazoa; Chordata; Actinopteri; Batrachoidiformes; Batrachoididae
Gene: adamtsl4
Product: ADAMTS-like 4
Exons: 17
Coding region: 288-3881 (1197 amino acids)
Biological process (GO): extracellular matrix organization
Cellular component (GO): extracellular matrix
Molecular function (GO): metalloendopeptidase activity
Source: RefSeq, a predicted model, not a curated record